Messenger RNA from Peronospora matthiolae, 1629 nucleotides. The record is from the annotation of a GenBank genome assembly. Lineage: Eukaryota; Oomycota; Peronosporomycetes; Peronosporales; Peronosporaceae.
AUGUGCGUGCGCCCUCUGCGCUCUGCGCGCUCGGAGCGCGGCCCCGCCCACAAAACCGCCCUGUCGCUCUCGCUCCGUCCGCGCUCAGGCUCGAACGUGUCGACCGCCUCCAGCAGCUGGUCCGCCACGUCUGUCGCGACGUCAGCGCCUCGGGACACGGUCUCGGGUCGCUGGCUCGACGACGCGGCUGCGCGCGCGUGCGGCAAGUGCGCGCGCGCCUUUUCAUUGGUCAAUCGGCGCCAUCACUGCCGCGUGUGCGGCGAGAUCUUUUGCUACGCGUGUUCGCGCACGCGCCUCGUGCUGGCGACCAGCGCGGACGAGAUCCCGCGGCGCCAGCGCGUCUGCGACAUGUGCGCCACGCGCACGUCGCCCUGCCGGAACUUUGAGCCUGACGACGCGACGUUUAACGCGCACGCGUGUGCCACAGGCUGGUCUCCAGAAGCUUCUGCUGCUUCUGCUGAUGCCGACGCGACGUCGCGAGCCCAGCAACAGCAGAAGCUUCAGCUCCAGCUGCAGCUCGAGCAGGACGUGAUGGCUGUGAAGAAGCAGCAGGCGAGACAGUUGCAGGGCAAGAGCCGCCGCUACAGCUACAGCUCGAGCUGCUGCCGCACGAGCAGUGGCACUAGCAAUAGCAGCGCUAGUGUGGCGGUGGCAGUAGCGUCGGCCGUAGCGUUUGUCGCGGCGUUGUGGUCGUUGAAGGACGACGUGGCGUGGACGAACGUGGCGCUGUGGAUCCUGCUGGCGGCGGCGCUGAAGAACGUGGUGGAAGUCGUGCUGCGGCUGCGGGGGGCGGCUCGUGCGUCGUUUGGCGUGGACGUUGAAGAUGCCGAGCAGGUCUUUUGUGGUAUGGAUGUGGAUGCGGCAGACGAGCCAUUGACGAUCGAGACGCUGGAGGUGGCGGAAAAGACGGACAAGUAUGCGGAUGUGACGAUCACGGCUGAUCAAAGUGACGAGCUCAUUGCGAGUUCGCAACGGGCACUGGACACGGUGGUGGAAUUGGCCCACACGGACGUGACGAGGGACGCGGUGUGGACGGAAGAGACGCCGACGGCGGACGAUGUGACGAUUUACUCGCGAGACGGCAAACCGUCCCGCGUUUACAGGUGUGAGACGGAGCUCGCGCUCUCGCCGGACGAGUUGUUUGAUGAAUUGUACACGAAGUUAGAAACGAGCAAUGUAUGGAACGUGACGGCAGCCGAGAGUAAUGUCGUGUGCAAGCUGGACGAGACGACGGACCUUGUGCAUUUGACGUCGGCUCCUGCUCUGGGUGGCAUGAUUACGAGUCGUGACUUUGUCAACACACGCACAUGGCGGCGUCAAGAGGAUGGCGGCUAUGUGAUUGCCAACAACUAUGCUGGAAAAGGCAUUUUGAAACCGCAGAAGGGCAUUACACGUGGCGAGAAUGGGCCGACGGGCUGGGUCAUUUUGCCGCAUCCGUCAACUCCGUUCAAAAGUCGACUGAUUUGGAUCCUUAAUAUGGAUAUCAAGGGCUACUUUCCGUCCAGCGUCAUCCGCAAGGGCUCUAUUGGUGAGAUGUCUUGCUUUGUGCGUAACUUGCGUCAGCAUAUUGUGCACAGUGCUGCUUCAGGCGAGCACGUUCCUGAACGUGUUUCGUCCACCGGGCAAUAA